Messenger RNA from Cyprinus carpio (common carp), 7113 nucleotides. Its product is annotated as tau-tubulin kinase 2-like. Gene Ontology annotation, cellular component: nucleus; ciliary transition zone; cytoplasm. Gene Ontology annotation, molecular function: protein serine/threonine kinase activity; ATP binding. Gene Ontology annotation, biological process: cilium assembly; signal transduction; peptidyl-serine phosphorylation. The record is from RefSeq and is a predicted model, not a curated record. Lineage: Eukaryota; Metazoa; Chordata; Actinopteri; Cypriniformes; Cyprinidae.
ACCUUCCUCCCAGGUUUGAGCAGUUCUCGAGGACGCGCCCUGAGAAUCCACGUGCACUCGCAGAGUGGAAUGCCAGUUCGCGCGCUUGCUGUUGCGAAGGGCGAUAGCGUCGCGAACGAGCGCGCAUGCAAGCGGAUCAGAGGAGACGCGCGUCACGAACCCAUUCCGCAGAGAUGCUGAAGGAGCCGCGGUAAUAAAGCGACGUUUACGAAAACACGGCGCUGUUUGCGCAUAUGUCAGAGAAAAGGACAUCUCCCGCCGUACUCAUGGAUGAACAUUCCGCAUAUAUACACCAUUUGACGUCUUCGACAUGAUUUUAAAGCGCAUUUUGUGAGAAUUAUAAACCACACCCGGCGCUGUGAGGAACGGGACUGAGAGUGCACCACACGGCUCCAAUGCCAGACCCAAACCCCUGUCGCUGGCGUUAGGGGACAAGCUCGGAGCAGACCACAGACAGGAUGAGCACAGGGCUGGAGCAGACAGACAUCCUGUCCCCGGGCAUUCUGGUGAAGGACCGAUGGAAAGUAGUGAAGAAGAUUGGCGGUGGCGGCUUCGGCGAGAUCUACGAGGCUCUGGACCUGAUGAACCGCACCUGUGUGGCUCUGAAAGCAGAGUCAGCUCAACAACCCAAACAGGUCCUGAAGAUGGAGGUGGCUGAAUUGAAGAAACUGCAAGGAAAGGAUCACGUCUGUCGGUUUGUUGGAUGUGGCCGCAAUGAUCGCUUUAACUAUGUUGUCAUGGAGCUUCAGGGCCGUAAUUUAGCGGAUCUGAGGAGGAGCAUGAACCGUGGCACUUUCACAGUCAGCACUACACUCAGACUGGGUCUACAGAUACUGGAGGCCAUUGAGAGCAUCCACUCAGUGGGCUUUUUACACCGUGACAUCAAACCGUCCAACUUUGCCAUGGGCCGAUUUCCUAACACAUGUCGAACUUGCUACAUGUUAGAUUUUGGUUUGGCACGCCAAUUCACAAACUCCUGCCAAGAAGUCAGACCGCCCCGUCCUGUUGCAGGGUUUAGGGGUACAGUGCGAUACGCCUCAGUCAACGCCCACAAGAACAAGGAGAUGGGAAGACAUGAUGACUUGUGGUCUUUGUUCUACAUGCUGGUGGAGUUCUUGGUUGGGCAACUCCCCUGGAGGAAAAUAAAAGACAAGGAACAAGUGGGGAAAAUAAAAGAGACGUAUGAUCAUCGGCUUAUGUUGAAACACCUGCCCCCAGAAUUCAAUGUCUUUCUGGACCACACCAGCAAUUUGGACUACUUUACCAAACCUGACUAUCAGCUACUGAGGAACGUUUUUGAGAAUAGCAUGAGAACAUACAACGUAGUGGAAAAUGACCCGUAUGAUUGGGAAAGGAUGAACUCAGAUAGCCCACUGACAAACAUCGCCACGGCAAACACGCCACAGCACCACACACGCCUCACACCAGCUCAGAUGGGCGUUGUGAACGCCUCACAGGUGCCUGGAGAUCUUCUGAAGGAGAACACGGAUGAAGUUCUACAAGAUGAGCAUCUCAGUGAUGGGGACAAUGCUCGGCCCGAGCACCUGCCUGGAUCUCCGAGCCUUCCUUUUAGGAACCAGGAGACUGAUGUCUGUGAGGACCUGGACCGCAACCGGAACCGAAUCUGUCCCGCUGUCUGGAAGAUGGGAACAGAGGAUGAACAUAGCAACCAAGGCAAUCAGAGUCCCAAUGCAGGGCCUAGCAUUGGUUCACCAGUGCGAAUCCGGUCAGAUGUGGUGCCCUCAGAUAGAGACCCUCCUCUUUUGAGGAAACUGCGCAACAUCCAUAGCUUUGAACUGGAGAAGAGACUAACUUUGGAGCCCAAACCCAACACUGAGCAUUUUGUAGAGGCCUGUUCUGCCAAGCAGCCACCUGGUACAGCACAGGAACGGGAAGCUGAUGGUGUCCCUGGCAUGGCUAUGUUGAAUGGAAGUCACACAGAGCGUGUUUGGCACUAUGAUGAGGAAUUUCGCUCUGGCGGUGGCUCGCCCAAGCCUGCUUCACCGGGAUCUCCUGAGCAGGGCGAUGAUGCAGCUAACAGUGGCUUUGUCGCUCUAAACCUGAGCUCAGGUCUACAAGAUGUUGAGUUGCGUGAUUGGGUGAUGGUAGAGAAGGGCUCUGACCUGCGGGACUUCAAAGAGGUGGCAGGACGUAGCCCUGGUCCUGAGGCUAAACUCACAAGUAGCCCAUCAGAUGAGUGUGAAGAGGAGCCAGAAGUUUUGCAGCCAAUGGAUGAAUCUCCGGAUAAAGAAUCCACUCCUAGUCCCGUACAAGGAGACACCCACAUACCUCACACAGUCCAGGGCCCACAAAGGAUGGAUCGGUUGGAGCUCAGUGUAUUCCCUACUGCUGGUGGACGCCCUGUUACCCCCACCAGCCCUGGUGAGGCACUGGCUGAAGGAGCUCUCACACAGCUGCCCACCUCUCCUGCAUCCCAAAAUGAGGAGCUUGUGGCGAGGACGUGCAGCCCCCUGCACCUGCGCUCCCCUAGCCCACACACCUUCCUGAUCACCCUGUCGGACCCCCUACACCAGCGUGCCCCACCUGGGAUGCAGCGCAGCCAAUCUGCAGACCACCAACACCACCCUUCCUCUUCCACCUCCUCUUGCCAUGCCUGGCUGCCACUACCCUCCCAGCCCCGUGCUGACCAUUCACCUGGACGCAGAAAACUUCCUGCCAUUCCAGCGACUGCUGCAAACACUAAGUUCCCCUCAGUCAUACGAAUCACCCGCGCUCAGCUUCAGCAGCUGACAGCUCAGCGACCCUCUGUGCUGUCCUCCCAAUCUGCAUCCGACAGCGUUCCACUGGAGAGACAUGAUACUGAAAAUGGUAACAUUGAGAUGCAUCCACAAGACAGCACAGCUGACAUCAACUCCCCACAGGAGCAUGUUGCCUUCCAGCCCACCAGCCCCUCUAAUGUUGAAGGGGAUCCUUUGCUAAAUGGGAAUGGACCUCAGAAACCUUCAAGCCCAGUGCCAAGCCUGUUGCCGUCUCCAUGCACACCUCCCACUCCGCGUAGCCCAGUUCUGAUGAACGGCUGUCUUACACCUCCUUUGGAUACACAGAGAGAUGGCAACAAGCAGCCUCCUAAACUAAAAGACCCAAAAAGUGAUCCUCCCAUCCUUGAGCACUCCAUCGAGCCCAACCAGUACACUCUGGAGGAAGGAAAGGAAGAUGCUCCUUCCAGAAACGCCCCCUCUUCUCCAGCCUCCACUCCCAAACAAGACCCUAAUCGUCGGCACAGCCGUAUCCCAGUGUUAGAACCAUCUAGCCUUCUGGAUCCACCACCUGGAUCUGCUAAAGAGAAGUUGCUGCAGAGGAAGGUUCACCACAUUCCACUUUCACCCUCUGCUUCCCCGUCGUUAUCCUCUGACAGGCGUGUCAUUGUGGCUGCUAUGCAGCGGGACCAGAUUUCUUCUGCCUCUUCUGAACGCUCUCAAGAUGAAGAGUCGCUUCUGGGUUCUCGUUCCGAUCGUCAUGGAGAUGAUGCUGCCUCACUGUCCUCAUCCUCUAGCCCACUUUUACGGAAGAGCAAGAUACCGCGCCCAGUUACCCCCACAUCGAACGCGGAAACCAUUACUGCACACUAUGUGCCCCGUCCACCACCAGGAAAACCUCCUAGCCGCUCCACUGGGGAUGGAAGGCUACGGCGGUACAGGAUUCUUGCCGGCUGCAACAGUGACUCAGAUCUGCUGACAUGUUUGGCCCAGCUAAUGCACGCCAGCUCGCCCCGUCACUCUCCGCACCCCAGCUGCUCCUCCCCCAAGCACAUGGGCGUGAAGCAUGUGUUCGUCGGUCCCACCGCUGCUCAGCACCUCCACCAGCGCAGCUCUAGUGCCUCGCCCCGCAGCUCCUCCUCACUACAGCGCUCCAUCAGCUCUUCCCCGUCCUGCCACGAGCACCGCGGUGGCUGUCUGGGCCGCAGCCAUUCUCCUCCCAGUUUCUCGGGCUCACCUCCUCUGCGCCGCUCUCAUCCUCACACACAGGAAGGAUGGUGUGGGAGACAGGCCCGCUCCGUCACUGUACACACCCAACGGGGCAAAGCUGGCAUCCGUGAGGUCAGAUGCUCGAGCAAGCUGGGCAGAUAGUCAACCACAGGUUUCAGACACUGGCAGAAGAAGUGAAUGAGUGAAAUUGGGACCUUAAAAAAUAUUUGAUUCUCAUUCCCUCGCACAUCUGCAGCUUUUGCGACUCCUUUGUGUUCUCUCCAUCAAUAGACUCAAUUUUUAGAUGCUGGCUUUGAGGAACUGACCAGAGUCACUUUCAUAACAUGGGAGGUUAUACGUGAUGGUGAUUGGCUGGAUCUUUAAUAGUUUAUAGUUUGAUUUCUUUCAAAUAUUCCAGAGCUUUUAUGAAGAUUAUUGUAUCAUGAACUAUGUGAGGUUUGCAUCAAGAUCGGCUGUACUACAGUAUUUAUUAUGGUAUUUAUUUGGGCUUUGAUGCAUUGCAGCCCUCUCUGAGCAGUGGCGGGUACACUGAUAGAUCAUGCCAUCAUUAACCCUUUCUGUGCCCGUGCUUUGGCUACUGUCAGCACUAACACAUGGCCUGAAACACUGUACGCAAGUCUGUGAACUGAAAUGCUGUGGUUGCAUGUUGUUGCAUUUGAAAUCUGUGAAACAAAAAUCAUUCAUUAGUGUUCUUACAUGGGAAAGGUUUAUUUUUAGCUCAACUAAUAUCAUGAGCGGAGCAACAGUUAGAAGAGAACAUUGCUGAGUUAGCUUUCUAAAAACUUAAUGAGAUGGUUCACCACAAAAUGAGAAUUCUGUCCUCAUUUACCCACCCUCAUGUUGUUCCGAAACGUUCUGUGGAACAUACGAGAAAAUGUCAGAAAAUGUUUUUUGAAACUACAUAAAGGUGAGUAAAUGAUGACAGAAUUGUCAUUUUUGGGUGAACUGUGCUAUGUUCAAUGGGACCAUGCAUUUGUACUUGCAUAGACUGUUUCUGACAUCUCUAAGUUGGCAAGAGGAAGCGUUCUUCCUUUUUCAAGAAAUGGUGACCUCUAAAACACUGAAGAAACAAAAAAAGUGUUUUUGCACUUUGAUGUGCCUAAAGAAGUUUUGCUUUGGAAUAUACAGUACAGUUAUAUAGGGCAGGCUCAAGCUUACAGAAUCUGGAGUCACUAACUAUUUGUUAAUUUUGUUUUUCUGUAGAGCCUCUGGUAUUCCACAGCAAUGUACCGUUUCCAGCAGAACAAAGCGUCAUAUAAGUCACACCUAUUUUUGACUGGUUAUUUGCAGGCCCUCAUAUAAUCUAUGCCUGUUAUACCUAGCAGAAAACUCGACUUAAAACCGGACCAUCCAUCAAGUUCUACAUAGUAGAUUGCAUUUUUGAAUAUAAAAUAUUUUAGUUUAUACCAAAAUCUCUCAACUUAAUGUGAAAACGGAAGGUUUUAAAGUGCCAAUACUUUUCCUAUUUCUUAUUUUAUGGGAAGAGUUCUGAUACUGAUACAGUGGCCAAUAUUCAAGGAUUAAACGUAUAGUUUUAAUAUCUUUUGUGCCAUAUGAUAUCCAAUUGAACAAAAUGGAACAAAUGUUAGUUUUACAUAACAAAACUUCAACAUGUUUGGGCUGCUAUUUGCCAUUUGUCACUCAUAUCAAAGUUUUAUAUGUUUCAGAGUUCAUUAAAAAAUAAUAAUGCAUAUUUUCAAAAAGCAUGCAUCUAAUUCCCUUCAAAUGCUGGAACAAUAAGUUACACAGCUGUCUUCCUUCUCCGCCUGUAAAAUGCUGUAAUAUAGCGUCCACUUCCCAUAGAAGGCCAACUCUUUGCAUGAGCUACAGGAAAAUAACAAAACGCUGCCAUGUACAAUAAACCCAGCUUACAAGUUUUCAUAUAUCUGGAGUUUGUAGCCUGAUAAUUUCUGCCAGCUUGUAAAUAGGGACUUCAUGUUUAUUUUCCUAUCUGUCCUCUGGUUGGUGUCUUAAAUAUAUUCUCUCAAUCUCACUACCCAUGUUUUAACUUUAUAUCAGCACUUGCAGAGAGAACUUGCAGAGUGUACUUACUCAAUCCUCAGCUGGUUAAUAUGCAUUUAUGAGUAUGAGGGUGUAAUCUGGUAGGUAAUUUACCAGAGCCUGUGGGAUAUCAGCAUAUGGCAUCAUACAAAUAUUACCCCCCCCCAUAUAUAAAAACUAUAUAAGUCAGGUCAAUGUCAUGCCGUUUCAUUUCAAUUUCAUUGACAAACCCCUUUGCCUUGUUUCAAAUAAAAUCAAUGUAUUUAGUGAUUAGUUAAAUGCAAUUCAGUAUACUGGUUUUAUCCCAUCCAAAGCAAACUGUUUCAUUGCUUGAUGGAUCUCGACUGUUGUUUUUUUCAUGCAUUUUGUCUCCAUAUUGAACACUUAAACUGCACAGUACUGUUUUAACUAUGAACUGAAAUGUAAUAUGUGUAGUACAAUUUCUGUUUGCAUUUCAUCUCUAACAAUUCAAAGGCUGAAUUUCUCUAUUACUGCUCUAUUAGUAAUUGUCACAAAAUGACAAGCAAUGAUGUAACCGUAUGAGAAAAGAAAAUGCAGUUUUACAUCUGUAUAAUUUUUUAUUAUUUAUUUUUUCUUACGAUUUGUGAAGUUAGAUGUACAGUGUACAAAAGAAUGUUAUGGGGUGGGACAUUGUACAUUAUUGUAAUUAUUUGUGUUAAUUUUUAUUUGUAUCAUAAAUGCCUUGUACAGUGUUAUUUUUUUUCGUUAUUUUUUUCAGUUAGAAUUAUUUUGUAUUUUAUUUUUAUAAACUUACUAUGAAUACACUUUUCAUUCAGCAUGCCAACAGAGGUCCCUGAACAUUAAAUGUCUCUAAAAUUAUUUUAAAUUCUGAACUCUAAAGUGCGAACGGGGUCCUUGUGACUUUUUUAUUGAAAAUCUAACGUGAAUUUCUCCCAUAGAGCUUUAUGUUUUAUUGAAACAGUUACCAUAGAAACCAGACCUGAUUACGUAAAAUCUCUUACUUUAAACAACCACGUUUCUCGAAAUGUUUUACUUCGCAGUUAUCCUCUCUCGGCUCUGAGGCUGGACUCAGUGAAGAAGAGAAAGAGCUGGUGUGUCUGCACGGUCGGGCCGCUGGGUUGACUGUCAGUGGAUGUGCCCAUGCUGUAACGUUAUUUGCCUAUGAACUUUCCCGUUCAUAGAG